AUGAAACGCGUUAUUAACUCGUCAAAAGUGCCGUCGAUUAGCGCCCCGUUGAGCCAAGCAAUUCAAGCCGGUGAUUUCAUUUUCGUUUCUGGACAAGUUGGACGCGAGUCAAAUGGGGAUCUCGGAAAAACUGUUGAGAGACAAGUGGAACUCGCUUUGAGGCACAUCGAGUCAAUUCUACACGAAGUUGGAGCUACGAUGGAAAAUGUUGUCAAAGUAAGCGUAUGGUUGGCCGACAUCAAAUCUGCUCCCUCGAUGAAUCUUAUUUACAAAAAGUUCUUCUCCAACAACCCGCCUGCUAGAGCCGCAUAUCAGGUGGCCAAAUUACCAAUGGAUGCUUGUGUGGAAAUAGAAGCGAUUGCACAUUUGCCAAAGAAAUCAAAACUA
Molecule: messenger RNA, 387 nt
Organism: Mesorhabditis belari
Lineage: Eukaryota; Metazoa; Nematoda; Chromadorea; Rhabditida; Rhabditidae
Source: the annotation of a GenBank genome assembly